GUCUCCAUUCAAAGCUCCAAGAUAAGUAGACUACCCCUCCCUGGUAUUGCAGGCUUCCUUGCCGAUUGCAACCCGAGCAGGGAUUAUGUGCUCAAAACUGCCGCCGAACGAAACUCGCAGCCGUUGCCUCAGAUUCGCCACAACUUCGGCUUGAAACUUCCCAAUGAUAGGUCAGAACCUUUCUUAUCAGUGAGAUACCCGUUUUUUACUUCUACUGCUUAUGCGGACGAAAGCCUCCAGCAACUUCGUCCCGAACAUGUCACUAAUAUACUGAAGAGGCCAGCCGAAGAUGAUUUCGAUGUGUGA
This is a messenger RNA of Haemonchus placei, 306 nucleotides long. The record is from the annotation of a GenBank genome assembly. Lineage: Eukaryota; Metazoa; Nematoda; Chromadorea; Rhabditida; Trichostrongylidae.